CUAUAUAAAGUCCUCGCACCUUUUCUACCUAAAUGGCUCCUACUAUCUAAUUCAACCAUUUCUUAGCAUCAGUUUAGUAUAUUGCUGCCUACAUCCCUUCCCCAAUCACCCCCUCCUCCCCCCAGGAACAAGAAAAAAAAGGAAAAAAACUUCCAUUUCCAACAUUUAUCAUUUGGGCUGUUGAUCAGAUCCACCCAUCGCCACUGACUUGACUCUUUCCUUCAUCAACUAUGGCUGAGAAGGUGACUACAAUGACACUCAAGGUUGAUCUUCAAUGCCCCUGCUGCUACAAGAAGGUCAAGAAAAUCCUCUGCAAAUUUCCUCAAAUCAGAGACCAGAUAUAUGAUGAGAAGAAAAAUCUGGUGACCAUCACCGUGGUGUGCUGUAGCCCCGAGAAAAUCCGCGACAAAUUAUAUUGCAAGGGUGGCAAAGUCAUUAAGUGCAUUGAGAUCGUGGAGCCCGGGAAGUCCCAAGAGCCUAAAGGCCCUAAACCAGACGAGAAGUCCAAGAAGAAGAAAUCAGAGCCACCACCGUCGCCACCACCGCCACCACCGUGCUCGCACCCGCCAAUUGCAGUGGCGUUCUGCUGUGUCCUAUGUUCGGAAGGGUACGGAGGGGGACGAUGCUGCUGCAGGAACUGGCGGCCUGUGCCCCCGCACGCUUGCGGGUGCGGGUGCGGGGGCGGGUAUAGUCAUUGUGAUUAUUUCAGUGAGCAGAUCACUGGCGACUGUACGAUUAUGUGAGAGGAGAGGAGAGGAGAGGAGAAUUUGAUAUGGGGUAUGAUAUGCUAUGAAAAGCGUCCAAAUUAAUCAAUUAAUUUUGUUUGGUGGGCGAAACAUGCAAAUGCAUUGAAGCAAAAUUAGUUCUAGUAUUGUGUAGUUAGGGCCUUAGGCCCUCAUGGGACCUAUAAUAUAAAAGGAAGAAGAAAAUAAAAAGUUAAUGUGUAUGCGAUUAUGGAGUAUAUAUAUAUA
Molecule: messenger RNA, 971 nt
Organism: Coffea eugenioides
Lineage: Eukaryota; Viridiplantae; Streptophyta; Magnoliopsida; Gentianales; Rubiaceae
Product: protein PYRICULARIA ORYZAE RESISTANCE 21-like
Exons: 4
Coding region: 231-743 (170 amino acids)
Molecular function (GO): metal ion binding
Source: RefSeq, a predicted model, not a curated record